AUGGUACAACGCCCCUCCAGCAGAGAUGGCUUCCAUUUCGCCAUCAUCUGUGCGCUGCCUCUUGAAUUCGAUGCUGUCUGCGACUCGCUUGAUGAAGUUUGGGAGGGGCGAAGCGAAGCCCUUGGGAAAGCUGCUGGUGACUUGAAUCGUUACACCCUAGGAUGCGUAGGGAAUGUCCUUGUUGUUGUUGUUCUUCUGCCCGGGAAGGGCAAAGUUGAUGCCGCGAGUGCCGCAGCAAGUCUGCGCUCCAGCUAUAACAACUUGCGUACCGUUCUUGUUGUUGGGAUUUGUGGUGCCUUGCCGAAUCUGUUCGAUGAAACCGAAACUGAAGUCUUGCUUGGAGAUGUCAUCAUGAGCGAAUACGUUGUACGAUAUGACUUUGGCAGCCAGUGUCCAGACGAUUUCAAGCCAAAUAGAUCGAUUGAAGACACGCUCGGCAGGCCUAAUAAAGAGACUCGGAUACUAAACGCUCAUCUCAAGACUCAGCGCUACCGUGAUAAGUUGGAAGACAGCGCCUUCAAACUUCUACAACAUCUACAGGCGAAGAUGGGAGAAACCAAGCACCGGGGUAAAUACGACUAUCCAGGGCCCGCGCACGACAGGCUUUUCGAUUCAAAGUAUCGCCAUAAACACCAAGAUGCCGAUGCUUGUAAUACGUGUCGUGCUUGUAUCUCUAAUGCCGACCCAGUGUGUGAAAGUGCGCUUAGGUUGGGAUGCGCAGAUCUUGGAUGCAGCAAUGACUAUCUGAUUCCCCGUGACCGCCUGAAAGAGCGAGAGCGGGCAGAAGAAGCAGGCAGUUUGGGAACUCCGGCACUGGUCAUUCACACAGGCGGAGUCGGCUCUGCCGAUACUGUGAUGAAAUCAGGCGAGGCGCGCGACAGGAUAUCAAGGAGAGACAAAGUCAUUGCCUUCGAAAAGGAGGGGGCAGGUGUGUGGGACGAAUUACCAUCGUGUAUCAUCAUCAAGGGUGUAUGUGACUACGCCGACUCCCACAAGCCAAAAGGAUGGCAGAAAUAUGCUGCGGCAACUGCAGCAUCUACGGCAAAAGCUCUGCUAUUGCACUUUUUCGAAGACGGACAGACCAAGGCGCGGACUCGGCACCGGAUAUUCUCCGUGCCCUUCGCUGAAAACCAUGGCUUUGUUGGUCGCAAGACCGUGGUCAAGUCUUUGGUCGACGAUUUGUUUGCCAAGAGAAAGGAUCGCGUUGCUUUGGUCGGGAUCGGCGGUGUAGGCAAGACGCAAGUGGCUCUGAGGAUUGCCUACCUGAUGGAUAAUAGAGAAGCGAAGUACAGUAUACUCUGGCUACCUGCAUUCAGCAUGGCUACCUUUCAGCAGGCAUGUGCGGAUCUUGUGAAGAAGCUAAACCUUCCAAGCACCAAGGGUGACGAUGCCAGGGAACUGAUUCAGCAACAUCUAAGUUCAGAACGUGUUGGCCGAUGGCUCCUCAUUCUGGAUAAUGCGGACAGCGAAGACGUCCUGCAGGGAUCUGAAGGUGUUCACGGGAUAUAUGCCUACCUGCCACGGAGCCGGAGAGGCCAAAUCCUCGUUACAACACGGUGGCGGAAAAUAGCCGUCGAUUUUGCAAAGCAAAGCGUGAUCGAGAUUGCGGAGAUGGAGCAUAACGAGGCGAAGAAACUAUUACAGAACUCCCUGUCGUCCGAACAUUUUACAUGGGAGGACCAUACGGUGAACGAGCUGCUGCAUUCAUUAACUUAUUUGCCGCUAGCUAUUGCACAAGCAGCAGCCUAUAUGGACAUUUUUAGAGUACCCAUCGAAGAAUAUCUUAGGCUUUGCCGCCACUCUCAGCAAGACAUGAUGGAACUGAUGCAUAACCGAUACCAAAAUGAUACACGUUACGACGAGAGCCAGGGAGCGGUAGCUACAACCUGGUUGGUUUCCUUCAACCAGCUCCAAAAGUACAACAAAGCGGCCACAAAGUUACUCCUCUUCAUAAUAUGGAUCAAACCUCAAGCUAUUCCCUGGUCGAUAUUGCCUGAUGUAGGGUCGGAACAGGAAAAAGUAAAGGCAAUAGGGACACUUAGCAGUUUUGGCUUCCUUCGAGCGAGACCGGAACGGGGGAUGUUUGACAUGCAUAGUCUAGUGCAUAUGGUCAUACGGUUUUGGGCCCAUGAACAAGGAAUCGAUACAAGAACAAAGGCAGACGUGCUCCAUCACCUUGCUAAAGUAUUCAUAUCAGAUACAUGGGACGAGCAAGUCGAAUGGCGAUCCCACUUACCGCACGUACUUCACGUAUUCAAAACGUGUCGACAAAUAGACCCAAUUUCAGCAUCGAAAAUAGGUUUUUGGGCAGGAGCAUGGCUACUCCAAGAUGGCCGGGUCAGGAAAGCACUUACAGUGAUUGAGCAAGUUGUCAAAAUCCGAGAGACAGCGCUGGUUCAAGAUGACCCACUUCGAUUGGCAUCUCAACGUCUCUUGGGAAUAGCAUAUCAAGCCAAUGGGCAAGUUAAGGAAUCAAUGAUGCUUAUAGAGAACAUUCAAAGGGUGACACCAGCUGAAGAUCAGCAAGAGCAAUUGGAACUGCAACAAGACCUGGCACAAGCAUAUCUAAAAAAUGAACAAUUCGAGGCAGCAAUCACGCUGCUAGAGGAUAUCGUCAAGAUCGAGGCAACGAUACUUCUCCGGGAUGAUAUAUCACGACUAUUAUCGCAACAUCUAUUGGCAGUAGCUUAUAGAUCUGAUGGACAGAUAGAAAAAGCGAUUACGAUACUGGAAAAGGUUGUUAAGAUUAAGAAAACGACGCUACCUCACGAUGACCAAUCACGACUGGCAUCGGAAUAUCAGUUAGCAAUUGCUUAUCAAGCCAAUGGACAAUUUGCGGAAGCAAUUGCACUACUAGAAUAUGUCGAGAAGAUCAUAACGACGACGCACACCCGGGAUCACCCAUCACGACCAAUAUCGCAGCAUCGUUCAUCAGUAGCUUAUGGAUUCGAUGGACUGAGAAAAACAACGAUUACACUGCUAGAAAGGGUUGUCAACAUGAAGGUUGCGUUAUACACCGAUGACGACCAAUCACUAUUGAAAUCGCAACAAAAGUUAGCGGUAGCUUAUACAGCCAGUGGACAGAUAAAAGAAGCAAUUGCAUUACUGGAACAUGUUGUCAACGUUGAGGCGGCGACGCUUACUCAGAAUGACCCAUCACGACUAUUCACGCAACGUCAGCUAGCAAAAGCUUAUAGAGCCAACGGACGGAUUAAGGAAGCAAUCGCACUACUAGAACACGUUGUCAAAAUCCAAGAGACAGUGCUUGCUCAGGGUCAUCCAGCGCAACUUUCAUCGCAACAUGAUUUAGCAGAGCUGUAUGAAGAUAAUGGGCAAUUGGAGGAGGCGUUCGCACUAUACAAAGCAUGUUUAUAG
This is a messenger RNA of Trichoderma aggressivum f. europaeum, 3375 nucleotides long. RefSeq lists its product as uncharacterized. The transcript has 2 exons. The coding region runs from base 1 to 3375 and encodes 1124 amino acids. The record is from RefSeq and is a predicted model, not a curated record. Gene Ontology annotation, molecular function: protein binding; catalytic activity; ADP binding. Lineage: Eukaryota; Fungi; Ascomycota; Sordariomycetes; Hypocreales; Hypocreaceae. Gene Ontology annotation, biological process: nucleoside metabolic process.